Molecule: messenger RNA, 255 nt
Organism: Letharia columbiana
Lineage: Eukaryota; Fungi; Ascomycota; Lecanoromycetes; Lecanorales; Parmeliaceae
Exons: 2
Coding region: 1-255 (84 amino acids)
Biological process (GO): mRNA splicing, via spliceosome
Cellular component (GO): U2 snRNP; precatalytic spliceosome
Source: RefSeq, a predicted model, not a curated record
AUGGCAGACAAACUCCGCACGCAACAACAACUCGAAGCGCUGCAGGCGCGCUACGUCGGCACGGGCCACGCCGACACGACCAAGUACGACUGGGCGGCCAACGUGCACCGGGACAGCUGCGCCUCGUACGUGGGCCACCCGCCCCUGCUCGCCUACCUGGCGCUCGGGAUGGGGGAGUGCCGGGAGCGGGCGCGCGGGUUGCUGCUGGAGCGGAUGGUUAGGCCGGUGGGGAAUCCGCCUGAGGUUGUGGAAUAA